AUGUCGCCAACUUCAUUUCAACACAACAACGACGUUCUUGGAACCGCUGAAUAUGGCGAUCAAAGUAGCGACAUUAAACCACAAUCAGUGACUGGUUCUGAUUCGCUUAACACUGAACAAGAACAAGAACAACACCAGCAACAGCAACAGCUACAGCUACAACAACAAGAUCAGAUACCUCCAAAGAAAACUUUAUUAACAGGUCAUCGUUCAACCGCCGCACCAUUAUUUCGUUGGGCACCAACUAACUAUUUAACACCGGCAUUUGGGUCAUUUGGAAAUACAACGCCGGUGAUGAAUCUCUAUAGAUGUACAAAUCUAGUGCCUGCUUAUGGCGGAUGCCAUUGCUGCUGCAACAAUGGAACUACUGCUGCUAAAGCUGCAACGUCGGAUUCCUUGCCGACGCAAAGCGAUGAUGGUUUACCGCAAGCCGGUGUAGAUAUACAGACGGAAGAUUUUAAAAAAGAAACUUGGUCAAUUGGUUUCUAUGAAGUUGGAGACGUUAUUGGACAGGGCAAUUAUGCUCGUGUACGAAAAGGUCAUCAUCGAAUCACUAAAAUACCUGUAACAGUUUCAUGUUAUUUUUAA
Enterobius vermicularis (human pinworm) is the source of this 588-nucleotide messenger RNA. The record is from the annotation of a GenBank genome assembly. NCBI's taxonomy places the organism in Eukaryota, Metazoa, Nematoda, Chromadorea, Rhabditida, Oxyuridae.